AUGUCUCAAACACUUUGUACCAUAAAUAAAUGUAAACGAAUAUCACGUGCUCUUUGUCAUUGUUGUAAUCAAGAUCUUUGUUUAUUACAUUUGAAAGAACAUAAUGAUAUGGUUAUUGCACAAUUAAAUCCAUUAACAGAUGAAAUAAAUACAAUUGAUAAUCAACUGAUGACAAUCGAUAUUAAAGAAUCAAUUGGAGAAUGUCGUAAAAAACUUGAAGAAUGGCGUAAUAAAUAUUAUAAAACUAUUGAUAAUUUAUUCGAACAAAAAUAUAAAGAAAUUGAACAGAUUGUAAUUAAUAAAAUCGAUAAACAAAAAGAUGAAAUUAAUUUAACACGAAGAACUUUAACUAAACUUAUUCAAGAAGAAGAAGCAUCUCAACAAGAUGUUGAUUUACUAAAAACAGAAAUUCAUCAACUUAAUGAAAAUUUAAAUAAAAUUGAACAUAUAUCUUUUCAAAUCAAUAUUCAACCAUUAGUAAUUGAUGAUCAUAUAAUUCAAAUUCAAGAAAAAGCAGAUCUACACUCAGUUCUUUCUCUACCAUUCAAAACAAUCGAUUUUCCUGGAAUAAAAUCUCCAAUUAUCGCUUCUAAUGAUCGAUAUUUAUUAUUUCAUCAAAAUUUAUAUUUAUGUUUGAUUGAUUAUGAUUAUAAAAUAAUUAAAAAACUUCCUUGGUAUUUAGAACGAAUACAAGAUAUAUGUUGGUCAUCAACAUUAGAUCGAUUUAUUUUAAUUGUUGAAAGUUGUGGUAUUUGUUUUGUUCAUGAAAAUACAAUUUCAUUAGACAAUUCAAAUUGUCUUAAAAAAGGAAAAUUUCAUUCUUGUACAUGUUCUAAUACAUCUUUAUUUUUAAGUGUUGAUGAUUAUAUGUCAACUAUAAUAGAAUAUCGUUUAUUACCAUCAAUAGAAAUUAUUAAACAAUGGAAAUCUCCUGAUACAUGUAUACAAGAUGAAUAUAUUGAUUGUAUACGUUAUAAUAAUGAAACACUUGCUUUAGUUAUUCAAAAAUUUUCUGAAAAAUUAUUAAAAUUUGAAUUAAGAUCUGCUAAAACACUUGAUCGAUUAUGGUCAGUUCAAGUUGACAUAGAUUCAAAACCUUUUCAAUGUGGAUAUUGUUUAUUUUAUGAUUAUUAUUGGUUAUUUAUUAAUAAGAAUUCAUCAUGUAUUUUAAAUAUAACAACAGAUGGAAAAAUAAAAGAAAAAUAUGAUUAUAGUUCAAAAGCAUACAACGCUACUUUAUUUGCAGACAAGAAAUUAGCUAUAUUAACUGAGAGUGGUAUAAAUUUUCAUAAGCUUUAA
Molecule: messenger RNA, 1299 nt
Organism: Rotaria sp. Silwood1
Lineage: Eukaryota; Metazoa; Rotifera; Eurotatoria; Philodinida; Philodinidae
Source: the annotation of a GenBank genome assembly